AUGCCUUUCACCAAGCUGGUCAAGAACUCGGCCUACUACAGUCGUUAUCAAACCAAGUACAAGCGCCGUCGUUCCGGAAAGACCGAUUACUACGCACGCAAGCGUCUCAUCACCCAAGCCAAGAACAAGUACAAUGCGCCCAAGUACCGCCUCGUUGUCCGAUUCACCAACCGCGACAUUGUCAUGCAGAUUGUGACCUCCGAGAUCACUGGUGACAAGGUCUUCGCUGCCGCCUACUCCCACGAGCUCAAGGCCUAUGGCAUUGAGCACGGUCUUACCAACUGGGCCGCUGCAUACUGCACUGGUCUCCUGAUCGCACGUCGUGUUCUCAAGAAGCUCGGCAUGGAUGAGGAUUUCGCUGGUGUUGAGGAGGCUGAUGGAGAGUACAACCUUACUGAGGCUUCAGAGGGCGAGGGCCGACGACCAUUUAAGGCUUUCCUUGAUGUCGGUCUUCAACGCACUUCAACUGGUGCCCGUAUCUUCGGUGCCAUGAAGGGUGCUUCCGACGGUGGUAUUCUCAUUCCCCACUCGGAGAACCGAUUCCCAGGUUUCGACAUGGAGACCAAGGAGCUUGACGCCGAGACCCUCCGCAAAUACAUCUUCGCCGGACACGUCGCAGAGUACAUGGAGACUCUUGCUGAUGACGAUGAGGAGCGAUACAAGUCCCAAUUCCAGGGCUACAUCGAUGAUGAGAUAGAGGCUGAGGGUUUGGAGGAGCUGUACCAGGAGGCACACAAGCAAAUCCGUGCUGACCCCUUCAAGAAGGUCGAUGAGGCUGGUGAGUCGAAGACCAAGGAGGAGUACAAGAAGGAGUCGCUCAAGUUCAAGGGCCACAAGUUGUCGAAGGAGCAGAAGAUGGAGAGAGUCAAGGCCAAGAUUGCCGAGCUCAAGGAAUAA
Messenger RNA from Lachnellula hyalina, 897 nucleotides. It is a transcript of the gene rpl-5, whose product is annotated as 60S ribosomal protein. The coding region runs from base 1 to 897 and encodes 298 amino acids. NCBI's taxonomy places the organism in Eukaryota, Fungi, Ascomycota, Leotiomycetes, Helotiales, Lachnaceae. Gene Ontology annotation, biological process: ribosomal large subunit assembly; translation. Gene Ontology annotation, molecular function: 5S rRNA binding; structural constituent of ribosome. The record is from RefSeq and is a predicted model, not a curated record. Gene Ontology annotation, cellular component: ribosome; cytosolic large ribosomal subunit. The transcript is spliced from 3 exons.